AUGGAAGCGCGCAAUUCACUAUCCUUAGUCAUAUGCUGCCGGCCCCAGGUACGCCACCUCAUCACCAUCGCUACAUCAACGGAUGAGGCAGCCGUGUCUGCUGCGCUCUUGGGGCUUGGUGGGCCGAGCCCUGCGCACCGCAGCCCUGAGGAAGUCUUGCGGGUCGUGGCUCGCUGGGCGCUGGUGGGCAUAGGACCAGAGAGUGCGAAACAUUGGCGCCAGGAGAAUGCAAAGGAGGAAGCUGCUGCAAGACACACUCGUGGUGUCUGUUUCUUCUGCUCCGUCUUCUGCUGUGCCGGAAGCUGUGAGCACAUGCUGCUGUGCUUGCAUGCGCUUGAACUCGAGAACUUCCAGGUCGCUUUCCCACGAAAGCCGAAGCAAAAGCGACAGAGAAAAGAUGUGUCAGCAAAGAAUGCUUCCCCUCGACGCGCUGCUGUGGCAGCAUCUUCCGGCGCUGGUGGUGCGUCGCCUUCCAGUGCUGCUGCGCCUAUGAGUGAGUCAGUCGCAGCAGCUGCUGCGGCGCCUUCUCCCGAUUUCAUUGAAGCGACAGAAAAGCACAUAGCAAGAAGCAUCAAGAGUUAUCAAUUCUUUGAGGACGCAGCGCGCAAGAGGCGUGCUUCGCGUUUGACGCAGAAGAAGGACCUGCUCGAGCGUGCCCUGAGAAUCAGGGAGCAGCACUACGGGAAAGAACAUCCCUAUGUAGCCAUUACUUUGACAAAUCUGGGCAUUGCGCAUGGAAGCUUAGGUGACUACAGGCAGAAGAAGGACCUGCUCGAGCGUGCCCUGCGAAUCACGGAGCAGCACUACGGGAAAGAACAUCCCGAAGUAGCAGCGUCUUUGGCAAGUUUGGGCAAUGCGCAUGGAAGCCUGGGCAACUACAGCCAGCAGAAGGACCUGCUCGAGCGUGCCCUGCGAAUCACGGAGCAGCACUACGGGAAAGAACAUCCCUAUGUAGGAGUGACUUUGACAAAUCUGGGCAAUACGCAUGAAAGCUUAGGCGACUACAGACAGCAGAAGGACCUGCUCGAGCGUGCCCUGAGAAUCAAGGAGCAGCACUACGGGAAAGAACAUCCCGAAGUAGCCAUUACUUUGACAAAUCUGGGCAAUGCGCAUGGAUACCUGGGCAACUACAGACAGCAGAAGGACCUGCUCGAGCGUGCCCUGAGAAUGUUCGAGCAGCACUACGGGAAAGAACAUCUCGAAGUAGCCAAGACUUUGGCAAAUCUGAGCAAUGCGCAUGAACGCUUAGGCGACUACAGACAGCAGAAGGACCUGCUCGAGCGUGCCCUGAGAAUGUUCGAGCAGCACUACGGGAAGGAUCAUCCAGAAGUAGCCAAGAUUUUGAACAAUCUGGGCAAUGCGCAUGGAUUGGGCGACUACAGACAGAAGAAGGACCUGCUCGAGCGUGCCCUGAGAAUCAAGGAGCAGCACUACGGGAAAGAACAUCCCCAAGUAGCCAUUACUUUGGCAAAUCUGGGCAAUGCGCAUGGAUACCUGGGCAACUACAGCCAGCAGAAGGACCUGCUCGAGCGUGCCCUGACAAUCCUGGAGCAGCACUACGGGAAGGAUCAUCCACAUGUAGCGAUUACCGUGUUCAAUCUCAGCGCAGCUCAUGAAUGUCUGGGAGAUGUUCGCCGAGCAAAGGAGCUGGUGGAGCGUGCUUUCAAGAUCUGGGUGGAGCAUGGCCACCCCUAUGCAGACACAGCUCAGCGUCGCCUGGCAGAGAUGGAGGUCAAGAUGAUGCAGAUAUCCAGCGCAGCUGUGAGGCCCUCAGUGCUGGCUUCGGACGGCCAUGCUGUCUGGCUGUGGAAUGUGAAGACUUAG
This is a messenger RNA of Cladocopium goreaui, 1824 nucleotides long. Lineage: Eukaryota; Dinophyceae; Suessiales; Symbiodiniaceae. The record is from the annotation of a GenBank genome assembly.